Molecule: messenger RNA, 2876 nt
Organism: Macrosteles quadrilineatus (aster leafhopper)
Lineage: Eukaryota; Metazoa; Arthropoda; Insecta; Hemiptera; Cicadellidae
Product: caprin homolog
Exons: 11
Coding region: 92-1825 (577 amino acids)
Cellular component (GO): cytoplasm
Molecular function (GO): RNA binding
Source: RefSeq, a predicted model, not a curated record
GCAGCUUCCAUUUUACUGCUAUGGCUGGUUGGUUAUUCAUUCAGGGAUGACGAUCGGAAAUCUCCUACCUUUGUUUCUAUCCCUGUGAAAAAUGCCUUCCGCGUCAACAGCUAAACUUGAGAAACAGGCCUCUUCGGAGGCGGUAGAUCCAGUGAAACAAGUAUAUAAGCUGGUUGAACAUAAAAUUCGGAAUCUGCUGAAAAAGAAGGGGCGUCUUGAUGAAUACAGGGAGAAACAAAAAAAUGGAAUCACACUGGAACCCGAUCAGAAGCAGGCUAUCCUGAAGUAUGACGAGACCUGUCAGAACUUAACCUUUGCACAAGAACUAAGCAAGCAGCUAAACGGGAUUUCAGUGGAGGCGGAAAAGGCUAGAAAGAUCAAGGAGAAGAAGGAAGCUUAUGAACGGGAGAAGCAGGAAGUGUCUAAGGUCAAGGAAAUUCUUAUCAUUCAGGAUGUGUUGGCUAGUAUGGGAACUGAGAGUGUGCGGGCAGAUUUCCUUGCCGGACAGAACAAGGCGGUUCAACUCACAGAAGCAGAGCUGCAAUACUUGGACGAUCUGUUUGUUGAAGUUUCUCCCAAACGCGAGAUUGAGGAGGGACAACCACCGUUCUUGGAACAGACAUUGAACGCAGCUAAGCAUCUGAUAAACAUUGUCGAAGGGAAGGAUAAAGAAAUCGUGGGUACUAAAUACUCCGUCCUUAAGGAGCUGAUUGAGAAAAUCAGCAACUGUGGAUAUUUCGACCAGACAACUGUUGAAGAGACUACCCCCCAGCCCGUUGAAGCUCCUGUGCCAGAACAGGUUCCAGUUGUGGAACAUGCCACUCCUGUUCCUCAUGUGGAGGAGAUCGUUCCGGAACCUGUUCCAUCUGCAACCUUCCAGCCCAGUGCAGUGCCCGUGGUGGAGCCAGUGGUCGCCCCCGUAGUGGAGACUGCGGGACUCUACAUCUCCCAGCGCCCAAUGGCCGAUGUUUUGACUAAUGUCAUGGGCGGCGGACCCACCACAUUUAACUUUAUUCAGGAAUCAGAGCUGGAGCCUGAGGUCGCAGUUGUGCCGACAAGUGCUCUGCCCAUUCCUACACAGACCUUCACAAAUGCCAACUUUGCGCCGCCGGUAGCGGCUCCAGUCUACCCACCCGAGGUGUUGUACGCCGCACCCGCAGCCGCACCCACACCCGCGCAGUACAGCCCCAUACCGCCACAGCCAGCCCCAGCCCCUGUACCCAGCAACACUUACCAGAACACGAAACCUCAAUCUGGAUCUGGAGACUGGAAUGACGCACCUGAACAGACCAAUGACUGGGGGGUGCAGGUGGAACAGAGCGAACAGAACCGCUGGAACGAACCAAGUCAGCAAUCUGAUGAUUGGGCUGAAAACUCCAAUGAUGGCUUCCAGACAGCUGGCCGUGGAGGUGGUAGAGGAGGCCGAGGGAGAGGUGGAGGCUCUGACAGAGGAAGGGGAGGUCCUAGAGGAGGGAGGGGAGGAUAUCAGAAUGGCAGAGGCAACUAUGGCAACAACCAAAACAGUCGAGGAGGUGGCGGUGGCUACUACAGAAACAACAACAGCGAAGGUGGUAACAACUACUACCAGAAUGGAUACCAGUCGCGCAAUGAUGGCGAGAGGGGAGACAGGGACAGAGGAGAGAGAGGAGACAGAGGAGAGAGGGGAGACAGAGGAGAGAGGGGAGAGAGAAGUUACAGAGGUGGUGGGGACAGGAGGGGAGGACCUCGUGGUGGACAACAAGACAGAGGCGGUUACAGAGGAGCUCCGAGGGGCAACCGAGGCGGCAACCCUCGCGGUGGCAACCGAGGCAACAACCGCCAAUAACACACCAACCACGACCAAACUUUCUGUGAUGUUACGUGGAAUCAACUCUGCGAGUAUUAAAGCAGAAGAAAAACAACACGUUUUACUUUUGCUAGGCAGGCUUUUUUCACAGGGAUAAGAUAACAAGACUUUAAACCUUUUUGUAAAGUGUUAAAAAAAAUAAAAAUACCAAAAAAAUAGAAAAAAAUGUGCAACCGCAAGAGACAAGUGUGUGGAAGUGACCCGAGAUGUGUUGCCUCAGUAUGUUCUUAGUUUCCACCGCGUCGUAAGUGACAAACCGACUCAAAUAUUCUCUUUACUGCAACUCGCAUUUAAGAUUGAAAGAAACUUGUAGUUAGGUGAACAGUUGAGUUGGUUUUGUAAGUUACUAAUGUAUAUACAUCAUGUCGGACCCCAGACUUCGAGUUUGUUAUUUUUAUAUGCCUAGAGACGUAUCGUUAUAGUUUCUAGGUUAACAUUGCGACAAUACCCACCCCAUUUAGUGUGCUGGUUUAUUGUUAUUACAAUGAUUAAAGUAAUAUUUUUAUAACACGUAGCUUCUGAUAGCUUUUUGAGCAACAAUUGUUCUUUCUUUAAAUAAAUGUUAUCCCCUUUUUUGUACUUUUUGAUAGUAUGUUUGGCGAUUUUGUAUAGUUGAAAUUCUUUUUGGAAUAAGUUUACUUUGUAAACAAUCGACUGCUUUCUUAGUUUGUAUUCCCAGUUUUCUUACUAUAGCUUAUUGUAUUUAUGAUCGGGUGAGUCUAGAGCGAAUGAAUGGCUUUUCCUAAAAUGAUAAGACUUUAUAUAUUUCUCUUUGUUAGAAAAUAGCAAUAUAAUUGUCAAUGACAAAAACAGUUUAAAGUUUUCACUUGUAAUGUAUUUUUUGUUGUGUCUUUGGUAUUUUUUAUAUUUAAACAGCCAGCAAUUUGGAAUAUUGAUUUUGACGUAAAGUAUAAACUUCUGUUUUGACGUAUUCUCUCUGUGAGCUACAUGAGGCACUUCUCUCAUAUGUUUAUAUAUCAGUGAUUUGCUGAUGAUUCCUAACUAUAAAUAAAGAUAGUUUAAAUAAAUA